This is a messenger RNA of Spodoptera littoralis (African cotton leafworm), 1089 nucleotides long. NCBI's taxonomy places the organism in Eukaryota, Metazoa, Arthropoda, Insecta, Lepidoptera, Noctuidae. The record is from the annotation of a GenBank genome assembly.
AUGUCUUCAUAUGUGGAUAUGAGUUUAGAAGAUAUAAUUAAAAAGAAGAGACAAAAUACGAGGGUAAACAAAGCUAAAGUAAAAGGACAACCUCCACCCAAAAAGUUGCCUAUUACUGACGCUAGAAAUAAAAUCAUUUCAAAAAAACGUACACAAAUAACAGAUGCUAGAGAGAAGUUAGCACAACUUGCUAAACAGAAAGAUGCCAGAUUAAAAUUAGAAAAGUUACGUCUCGAAAGGGCAAGAAUCACUGGUCCUGGUCCUGUAAGGAAUACUUUUCCAAACAGAACUAAAUUUAUGAGGACAAACCCACCACCUAAAGAAAGAGUAUUUACAGAUUCUUCAAGGCAGGUGGUUUCACAACCAUUUGGUGUAACUAAAAUGGGUGUCAAGCGUCAAAUUAAUUCAGGAAGAAUCACUGAUCGCCGCCCGGUAGAGAAGUCGAGAUUUUUUGAACAAAUUCAACAUAAACCAAAACCAAUACUUCGUACUGUUGAAAAUGAUUUGGAAAUAAUUGAUGAUCCUAUGGGAGAUGAAUAUAUACCCAAAGCAACUUCAUUAAACCGCAAAGCAAGCUUGCAGCUCAAAAUUAUUGCUCAUAAUAAUGACAUUCGUGACAGCAGGGUUGCUACUGUUCAUAGAAACACUAUUGUAGAAAAGGAGAAAAGUCCACCAAGGCCACCGUCUAUUUUGAAAAAGCGCCCUAUGGCAGCUAUGCGAAGUGACAAGAUUCAAAAACCAGAAAAGCCACAUUUGGAGUAUAGAAUUAUUGUGAGCAAUUUACGAAACACAGUUACAGGUGGAGAUAUUGAGGAAUUGUUUGGAGAUGUUGGUGGCAUGGUGGAGUCAAGACUGGUGCGACCUGGAACAGCUGAAGUGAUCUACAAAACUCAAGAAGAUGCGCAGAAAGCAGUUGAUUUGUACCACAAUAGACAGUUAGAUGGACAGCCAAUGAAUUGUCUACUUGUCACACCAAGAUCACCAUCCACAGCACCCAGGACCAGUAACAAGCCUGAACUAUAUAGCACAAAUUCAAAUGUUGAGCCUGACAUUUCUACUUUCCACAAAGUAUUAUUCAGCAAUUUGUAA